Molecule: messenger RNA, 2358 nt
Organism: Symbiodinium sp. CCMP2592
Lineage: Eukaryota; Dinophyceae; Suessiales; Symbiodiniaceae
Source: the annotation of a GenBank genome assembly
AUGAGUCUUCCUAAGGUUUGGCUGGUCUUCGGGCUCCUCCAUCGGCUACGGCAUCUGAUGGCCGUGACCAUCCCAUGGUCUACAGUUCGUCAGGGCUCAGUUGACUCCGUUGGCUGGCAGCCCGAGCCUAUGGAGUUCCUGAGCGACCUACACUCGAAUCCCUUCGUCUUUCCCUUCGAGCAGUGCUUCCCUCCGGAGAGCCCUGCGACCUUUGUUCGGUGCUGCAACGCCAGGUGGCGCCACCAGCUUCCGAAUCGAGACUGCUGGGGGAGACCGUUCCUUUUUGGGGCCCAAGCCAAAUAUUUGCAGCGCCUUCUUGGGGUGAAAGCCAUGAACCUUUCUACAGAGACGAAAGACGUGCGUUUGGAGGCUGGCCAGAUCUUGAAGGACGUAAGCAGAUAUUGUCCGCGUGAUGAAUGCCACCAGCAACACUGGCCCUACGACAGCUUGCCCUUCCUGCAACAACUGCGUCUUGCACACCUCCAGUCGCUUGGAAGAUUGCGUGAAGUGGAGUUGCCUGCAGAGCCACAGACGAGCCGCAGGCUUGAGUAUCCAAAUCCAGCAGAGUUGAAGAGGUGGCUCAGCUGGAAGAACAGAAGCCUGACGAAUCCAAUGGAUUGCUGCGGGCUGGAAGUAGAGACUCAAAACCCACCGAAACUUUCUCCAGCACCAUUUUCGGACGAGUAUUAUGAACAGAAGUGGCCUCCGGCGUUGACGGCGAAGAACCGGGUGGGUCGAGAUCUCUUCUCAUGCCAGAGCGUGUUGUCUGAAAUUUCAUUGCACGAGCUAGUGGUUCUGUACAUCCGUGCCGGGUCACCUGCUUACAUCUUGCGUGAACGCAAGGCUUUACCCCCAAGAGCCCUUGCCCGAUAUUUAAAGUGGAGUGAGAGAUGUGCACAUCACUACAGCAAGUCUGAUCGCCCCAAGUUUUGGAUGCAAAGUCUGCUGAGCUUCCAGCCUAGCACUGGACAGGCGGAGCCGAAACAAGAUCCGCUGUUUAUGGACAUACUACCUGCGAACAGUGCUACUUACCCUGAAGGGCGGGCAGCAUUCAAGCGAUUUGGAGUUCUGGCGAACUGCGCCCAUCGGACUCGAAAGAACUGUCGCUUGGCCGUGGGCCUCUGGCAGUGCUACACAGAAAGGCAUUCCAACGACACCGAGAUCUGGUAUCGGGAACAAAUUGGCGAUUUUCACAGCGAGACAGAUCGCAGGUGCAGCUCAGGGGUUCGUGUCAAAGACUUGGCGCGGCAGUGUGCGAUCCGGGGGCUGGGCUGCGAAGAGACCGGACUGAGUUCCUUUCACUACUGGCGCACGUCCUUCAACGCACUGACAUUUAGCAGCAUGUGCAUGCUCCACCAUGACGCUUUACUCAACAACAAACGAACAAAAGUUCGUGUGGGUGCGGACGUUUUCGGACGGUAUGAGUGGCAUCUGCUUGUGGACGGAGGAGAUGUUAGCAUCGGCCCAGGUUGCUUUGACGAAAGCCUCGAGAAAAUUAUCUCAAUGGCCCCCAGUGAAGCUGAGAUAAUUCUGAAAGAUCCGAGUGAGCAGGAAGAUAGCAACGGCGGAGUGGUUCUCGUACGCCGCUCGCCUUUGGGCAAGUUAUUUCUGGACUUGAUGUUAGACAAGACCAGCUGGCCGUUACAGCUCAUCGGGAGUGGCUGCUAUUGUGACCAACCCAGUAUGAAUGAAGCGAUUCUGGAGAUAGUGGCGUGGGAGACAGGAGCGGAUUACAGCUCGGAGUGCUUGCCGCACUUAUUUGUUGAGCCCAGUGAGGAUGGCAAUUUUGGAUGCCACUACAUGACCCACCUGCUCUGCUUCAAGAGAAACCUGCGACGCAUGACAGGACCAUUCGGAAAUCGCAGCAGUCGCAAGAUCUUCUUCCUGCCGCCUCACCGGGCGGCAGACAUCAAUUUCCGGCCGUCUGGCAAUGUGCCGGAUCGAGCGACAGAGGGCAACUUAGCCCACUUCCACUGGAGACCAUUUAUAUGGCAUUGGAACAGCUAUCAAUCGAAACAUCCGGUUAUGCUGAAGCACCAUGGAAUCGAAGAGAGUGCUGAGACGACCUUGCCGCCGUAUCCAUCUAUCGAAGACCGAUCGGUGCAAAGCAACCCGCCUACAGGGACUGCAACUCCAGAGCUGCGAGCGGCAGGGCAGCUGGUGACCCCGAUGUACGUCUGCCAGCACCUGGCGCCAGAUCUCACAUUCGGCCCGGAGGCUUCCACGUCGAAUCCAAAGCCUGGGAAGUCGGAGUUUCAAUCGCACAGUCUCAUCGUUUAUAGUAUAGUACUCUAUGAGUCUAUGAUACCAGAGUAUACUAUAUUAUACUACAUAUCACGAUACUAUACAUUAUUAUAG